This is a messenger RNA of Arachis stenosperma, 450 nucleotides long. RefSeq lists its product as uncharacterized. NCBI's taxonomy places the organism in Eukaryota, Viridiplantae, Streptophyta, Magnoliopsida, Fabales, Fabaceae. The transcript has a single exon. The record is from RefSeq and is a predicted model, not a curated record. Bases 1 to 450 code for a protein of 149 amino acids.
AUGGCUAGUGAGUUAGAGUUGAAGAUCGUAACGUUAGGUUAUGACCAGAAGGUGUAUAAUGUCACCCAUGAAGCCAUGAUAACUAGGCUUGGAUGUCCACAAGUUUCCUUUAGGGUCAAGUAUCGUGACUUUGUACACAAUUUAGUCUGUUUGCCGAUGGUAGGUCUUGACCUUAUCUUGGGGUUGGACUGGUUGUCCAAGAACCACGUUCUGCUCGACUGUUCCGUGAAAUCAGUGUACUUCAUGUCGGAAGACACGGAAGGGCCGGUUGUGGUAAAUAGCUACUACUUGAAUUCCAUGAUAGUGAAUUGUUCGGGGGCUGAAUGUCAAGGUAUUCUAUUGUUAACCGCGGGUGUGUCGGGUGAUGAUCAAAACUUAGAACAGAUUCUGGUUGUAUAUGACUUUCCUGAAGUGCUUCCUGAUGACAUUGAGGAAUUUCUGCCACAUUGA